AUGAAAAAAACAAAAAUUACAUCAAUGUUAAUUAGUCUCUCCAGAUUCUAUAAUACAGACAAAAUGGAUAUUAAUCUUAGCGAUAGUCAUUGUCAUUUUCAUCCAGAAUGUACUAUACAACAGGCAAAGAAAUUUGCAGAUAUUCUAAAUGAACUGAUAGAUCAAUUUCCACAAAACUAUCUUCAUCUUAUGACUACCCAACAUUUGGAUCUUGAAUAUUUGGAUAUACUAUUGAGUAAUCUAACAAAACCUGAAAUAAUUGUACCUUAUUUUGGUGUACAUCCUUGGUUUAGUCACUUAUUCUACAUUUCCGAGACAAUUCCCACCAAGGAAGAGCAUUACAAGAAGAUUCUUAAGCCAGAACCGAGCCCAGAAUUACUUGAGAUGCUCCCUGAACCAAUUAAUCUCAAAGAUCACAAGGAAAAAUAUUUACAAAUCAUUACAAAACAUAAUUUGAAAAUUUUUGGUAUUGGAGAGAUUGGUUUGGAUAAAUUGUUUAGAGUUCCAGGUAAUGGAUAUUACGGCAAUUUGGAUUUCCCAAUGCCACAGGGAAACAAACUAUCUCCAUGUAGAGUAAAUAUUAGCCAUCAAGUGGAUAUUUUCCAAUUUCAUUUAUCUUUUGCUAAUGAAUUAAAGAAACAGGUCUCACUCCAUUGUGUGAAGGCGCAUGGUUUAAUGUAUGAUGAGGUGAAGAAAUUCCCAGACCUAACGGUGAUCCUUCAUUCUUAUACGGGGUCGAUUCAACAGGCGGAAGUAUGGAUGAAAUUUACUCCAAAGGAGAAAUUAUUUUUUUCCUUGUCAAAUUGGAUCAAUGGGGAAAAGUCGGAACUGUUGGAACUACUUUCGGCAACGUUAGCCCCGAACCAAAUUCUCACUGAAUCGGACAUUUAUGUCGAUAGACUAUUCAUUGAAAAUAAACAACAAGAAUACUUUGGUCACAUCAGGGGUAUUUACGAUAAGCUACAUGACUACAGUUAUAUCGAAUCAUCACAAAUUCACGAGAAUAUGUUAAAAUCUAUAGGCGUAUACAAAACAUUAAAAUAA
Candida tropicalis MYA-3404 is the source of this 1044-nucleotide messenger RNA. Its product is annotated as putative endodeoxyribonuclease. Bases 1 to 1044 code for a protein of 347 amino acids. The record is from RefSeq and is a predicted model, not a curated record. The transcript has a single exon. Lineage: Eukaryota; Fungi; Ascomycota; Pichiomycetes; Serinales; Debaryomycetaceae. Gene Ontology annotation, molecular function: hydrolase activity, acting on ester bonds.